Messenger RNA from Papaver somniferum (opium poppy), 1370 nucleotides. Its product is annotated as arogenate dehydrogenase 2, chloroplastic-like. Lineage: Eukaryota; Viridiplantae; Streptophyta; Magnoliopsida; Ranunculales; Papaveraceae. The record is from RefSeq and is a predicted model, not a curated record. Gene Ontology annotation, molecular function: prephenate dehydrogenase (NAD+) activity; NAD+ binding; arogenate dehydrogenase (NADP+) activity. Bases 294 to 1091 code for a protein of 265 amino acids. The transcript is spliced from 6 exons. Gene Ontology annotation, biological process: L-tyrosine biosynthetic process.
UCGAGACUAUUUCCAGUUUUAUUCAUUUCUUUAAUUCUUAUUUUGUCAAGUGUGUUCGCUGGAAAAAUGUUAUCCCGGAAUCAAUUCGUGUAUACUAGAUCUUAGGUAUUGCUGUUCCACUAGCUCUCUCUAUUUUUAGAAUCUGACACUGUAUUAUUGACUUUCGGCCGUCAAAGCUCCACAAAAUCAUUGUCGUUUCAAACUAAAAUGCAAUCAGCCGGCCAAAACCACGGAAAAUUCUGAUCUGAACCACCACGGAGCACAAAUCUUCUCUCCAAUCUCGAACAGCAGACAUGUCUAGUUCAUCACCCUCAUCAACAAAAACACUUAGUAUUGGAAUCAUAGGAUUCGGAACAUUUGCACAGUUUCUAGCAAAAAGAAUGGUCAAUCAAGGACAUACUUUAUCAGCAACAUCUCGAUCUGAUUACUCAAAUCUUUCCUCUCAACUGGGUAUCAAAUUUUUCAGAGAGAUAGAUAAAUUCAUGGAUGAAGACCAUGAUGUGAUACUAAUAUGCACAUCAAUCGUAUCUCUGUCUGAAGUUUUGAAAUCGGUUCCGGUUCAUCGGUUGAAAAAACCAACACUAUUUUCAGAAGUUCUUUCGGUUAAAGAACACCCAAAAGAAGUAUUGUUAGAGUUGCUACCGGAGGAUUUUGAUGUGCUGUGUACACACCCAAUGUUUGGACCUGUUAGUGGGAAAAAUGGAUGGAAGGAUUUCCCAUUUGUUUACGAUAAAGUUCGGAUUAGAAAUGAAGAUGUCUGUUCUCGCUUCCUUGAGAUUUUCCAAAAUGAAGGUUGCAGAAUGGUGGAAAUGUCUUGUGAAGAACAUGAUAAAUUGGCUGCUAGAAGUCAAUUUCUUACUCAUACUGUGGCGAGGGUAUUGUCAGAGAUGGAGAUUGAGUCCACAUCCAUGGAUACAAAAGGGUUUCAGAACCUAGUUCAGUUGAAAGAGACCCUUGUGACGGACAGUUUCGACUUAUAUUCAGGAUUAUUUGUGCACAAUAGAUUUGCUAAACAAGAACUGAAGAACUUGGAGCUUGCAUUGGAGACGGUCAAACAGAAACUGCUUACAACAAUGGAUGACACCUUGUAGUGAAUCACUAUAACCAUUCAUCUCAUUUGUCUUAAAUUCCUGUUUGUUGUCCUCAUUUCCUUGUAGCAUAACCAAAAAAAUUUUCUGUACUUUUAUGUUAUUGUAACUGGCCAUGUAACACGACCGAUUCAUUGUCCUGCAUUUUAUGGGAUUACAUUGGAUCCUGAUACUGCAUCUUAAUAAGCUUAAUACAUCAAAAGGAAAAAGGCGUUCUGAUGUAGCCAUUAAGAAUGUGUACUAUUUUUACUCUUAAAUGAGACAAAGAUUUGGGGCAUUUAC